CUCUCAUCGUGUACUCCUCGACCAACUCCAACUAGCGUAUCUUUGCUACUCGAGAAAAGUAUGCCAUCGCAGUUAGGCAAAUGCUGAGAACAUGACUCUAAAAGCCAUUACUUUUACUUGACACCAUCGUGGGCGUAUAUUUGUGUGCUACUCCUUUAAUGACGAUUGUGUGAAGAAGCUGAGGAGAGAAGCAGUAGCGUACACAGUUACAAUCCAUGGCUUCCCACACAAACUUCACGCAUUCCAAGAAAAGUGCUAAAAACAGCACACCAGACCGGAGGUAACAGGCGUCUACUCUUUUCUGACACUGUUAACAAUAUCGUUAAACUAUGCGUUACUUUAUUUUAAAAGCACAAACUGACACUUUCAUCCCCGGAGCCAGCUUGCAGACUGAACGAUGCAAUUAAAACAUACCGUCACCAAGAACCAACCAUUGCACUGAGUAACCCGCAGUCAGAGCUGAAGAAGUAGAAAAUAUCGUUGUAAUAAACACGUGUUUAGACUAGUCUAGCCUUAAGGCAGCACAGCUUCUACCGCGCCCCACAAAGACACAUAAACACACACGCAACUACCGACUGGAUUCAGUGAUAUAAAUUCUUCCGAAAUACAAGGGACAGGAGGCUGUGAGGAUCACUUUGGACACAUUUUACCAUUUUGCGUAUCUUUCGCUGUAAAUGGAUCGUACCUAGGCAGCCCUGCUUCAAUAGGUGACGUCUGGCAGAAAGUUGAGAAAGUCCUUUGUCUUACCAUAGAGUAACUGUCACCAAUGAAAUCUACAAACAUUUGGGUACAGGUCUUGUCGUGAGAAUGAGGAAGGUAACAUUUGCAAUACUGUUGGGUGUGACUUUGUUUUGCACUGUUAAUGUAGGUUUUUGGAUGGGGAGUAUGUCACAGAUCAAGACGGAUACAGCAGUUUUAAAAUACAGAUUUGAAACGAUGCUGACUACUACAUCACAAGUCUCAGAAUCUUCUUUAUCCAGCUUAAAUGCCAGUGUUGAACUUGUAUCACUGCUUAGCAAUGUCUCAGUGACUCUUAGAAAUAUCAUUUCAAAUGAAGCUGCAUACUGGAAUAAAAAACAGCAUGAGAUUUUGUCACAGAUGGAUAAAGAUGAGUUCAAGAAUGCUGGGGCACAAUGCAGCAAGGAGACAGUUUCUACAGUAGAGGGCUUCAAUUCAUACCCUGAGCAGUUCAAGGAAUUUGUGUACUACAGCCACUGCAGGCAGGUCCCCAUAAUAAUUAAUCAGCCAACAAAAUGCAAACUAAACCCACCCUUUCUGCUGCUUGCCAUAAAAUCAGAACCUUAUAGCUUUGUGAGACGGCAAGCAGUUAGAGAGACAUGGGGCAAAGAAAUGGUCUAUGAUGGUCUGCAAGUUCAUACUGUGUUUAUUUUGGGGUCAAGUUUUAAUGAGUUUGAACCAAACAUGCAAAGCCUGCUAAACUGUGAGAGUGAGACUUACAAAGAUAUCCUGCAGUGGGAUUUUAAAGACUCCUUCUUCAAUCUGACUUUGAAAGAAAACCUGUUGUUAAAAUGGAUUAUUGAUUUUUGUCCAGAUGUAGCUUUUGUUUUUAAAGGAGAUGAUGAUAUAUUUGCCAAUCCUCUUCAGAUUGUAAGACAUCUGUAUUCCCUUGAUAAGAAAAAGGCCAAAAAUCUCUAUAUGGGUCAGGUUGUUACCUAUGCAUCACCUAUGAGAGAGCGGAAAAGCAAAUAUUAUAUCCCCGACUCAUUCUAUAAAGGCGGCUAUCCUCCUUAUGCAGCAGGUGCGGGGUUUGUUUUCUCUGGACACCUUGCGAGGUGGAUGUACCUGGUUUCAUACUACAUUCCAUUUUUUCCCAUAGAUGAUGUGUACACAGGCUGGAUUAUGAUAGCGCUGGGAGUGCCGGCACAGUUGCAUCCACAGUUUCAAACAUUUGAUAUUGCAGAAAAAGACAGACUUAACCCUUGUGUUCAUAAACAACUGUUUAUAGUUCACCAGAGAAGCCCACAACAUAACAAACAACUUUGGAAAGCUAUACAGGACCCCGGCCUGCAAUGCUGAAUGACACAAAAACAUAUUAUCUAAUGUCAGCUGGUGGCUCUGUGUUCUAACUAAUGUGGAGGUUUCUGUGCUUGUAAGAUGAGCUUCAUAUGGCAUACAAACAAUAUUGUGCUUUCUUGACCCUUCUGAAAUUACCUGUCUGUCUUGAAGUUUGUCACUGUUUUUGAUGCUGUAGCUUUCUCAGCAACACUGGCUUGUAUGUCAGUAACAUUCUGUGUGAAACAAAAGUUUCUUACAUUUCAUCUGAAACAUCUGCAUCUUUCACCAGACUAUGCCUUGCUGUUCUUAUAUAUUUCAUUUCUAGAAGGUGCUACCUUUUUCGACUUUCAUUUCCUUGAGGUUUGUGAAAGGUACUACACUGAACAGACUUCUGCAGUUGGUCCAUUAUAUAUUAUGCUUUUGUUUAUCUGCAGCUGUUUAAAAAAUAUAUCAGUAUCUUUGCCAGUAGAUGCUGAACCCUUCCAUGGCCCACACUGGAGUUGCCUGUCGACUACAUCUGAGCUACAUUACUGCUGUGCACCAUAGAUCCUAGUUCAUAACUUUUACAGUGUCUAGAGCUAUUCCUACAGUUGUCACAAGAAAAUGUCCGUUAUUAUGAUGUGAGAAGAAAGUUUAGGUUUAUGCUAACUACACUUGCAAAAUACUGAAAAAGAACAAUAACCAGCUUUGCCUUUACUUCCCCGAACAAUUGCUUAAUGUGUAUAAUUACUAUUCUUACCAGUAAUUUAAUAGUACCACUUGCAACCUCUAGUCAGUGUUUGAGAUGCCACAGAAAUUAAAUGAGGAGAUUGAUUCAGAAAUUACAAUGAUUCAUUGGAACAUUCUGAGGAUAACAGUCCAGAGCCAUGGUAGAAAAAACUAUGAGGAAAGUAAAGGAUCAAGAAGCCAUGACAACAGAUAUAGACCUGUCUUCUCUUCCAAAUGUGCUGUAUCUGCAGCAGGUUCCACAAAGUCACUAGUCACUGCCCUACUAUUGAAGGGCCAUUGAUGGGUACUGAAUCUUCAUACCACAUCCAAGGUAGAAAUGAUGUUUGUCACCAGCUCCCACUGAAUGCUGAAAGAACAUUGCUAAUGCUGGUUGAAGAUUUUGUGGAUUGUUCUUCCAGUGUAAAUGCAGGACUUGACAGUGGUCCCUAGAGGGUUCUCCUGAGGCUUCCUCUCCAGACUGCCAGAUGUGUGACUCACCAACUACACCUGGGGAUUAUACAAGCACAAGAACUCCACUGUGCCUUUCUCAGGCCUCUUUGUCUUAUUCCGAUCUGUUAUUAAUUUCAAGAAUAUUAUUUCUUGUCUGUAUCGGGGCAGUUGAAAACACCUUGUAACAGAGAGAGACUGAAUUGCGCCAUGGUCCACUAAAACUGGCCUCACCUACACCUACCACACCUACACAUUUGCUACCAUAUUAGGUUUGUUACCUUUUCCUCAGUUUUCAGUCCCUAUCAACAUCUCCAAGGGACAGAGAGAGAGAACUAGUCUUAUGUUACACACUGUAGCAGGAGGAAGAGGAGUUCUUUCUGCACUGAAACCAAGAAAUUGGAGGUAACUUUGUUACCUUACAUUUCUCCUUGACAAAGUGAGACAGUAAGCUUGUUUAUUUUGCCCUUUAAUUGCAUUUAACAUUCUGCCUUCCUUCCAUCCCUAUCUUGCCCUGACCCAUUCACCACCUGUACUAUGCCAGUUUCAAUGUCUUCAUGAAUUCCCUAUCCACCACCCUUUACAGUGGUACAUUCUUUGAAUCACUCUGUUUUUUAUAUAUAUAUAUAUAUAUAUAUAUAUAUAUAUAUAUAUAUAUGUAUAUCUCCAAAAUCCAGUUCUGUAUGAUUUUUCCCAUGGAAUUUGAGUAGUAGUUAUUUAUAUUUUAGCUUUAGUUUCAUUGCCCCUGUCCUUAUAGAUAUGUGUAAAUGAAGCAAUUUUCAGUCAUAAGGCACUGUAUAGAUAAUCAUGUAAUUAGUUCCUUUGAUGGCAUUAUUAACAAUUUGAUUUAAUUUUUCUGAACCUGUUAUGUAAUCUAAGCCAACCCACUGAUGUUGUGUUUCAUUUGUGUCUAGAUUCUGUUGUUUAUUAUUAAAAUUUAGGAACCAAGUUUUUAUAACAUAACAUUGUCCUGAUCUGUAUAAAACUCUCUAAGAAACUAUCUGCAUAUUUAUUUUCAGAAAUAAGAACUUGUAAAUAUCUGUAAUACAUACUGAGAAUUUCUGAAUUUGUUCAACUACAACAGGUUGUACAAACUGGUUUCUAAAGCUGAAGUGACAGCUUUACUCCCAGUCUCCAUUGUUACAUAUAAAAUAACUUCAUAA
Messenger RNA from Protopterus annectens (West African lungfish), 4334 nucleotides. Its product is annotated as N-acetyllactosaminide beta-1,3-N-acetylglucosaminyltransferase 2-like. Gene Ontology annotation, molecular function: protein N-acetylglucosaminyltransferase activity. The transcript is spliced from 3 exons. NCBI's taxonomy places the organism in Eukaryota, Metazoa, Chordata, Ceratodontiformes, Protopteridae. Bases 808 to 2037 code for a protein of 409 amino acids. The record is from RefSeq and is a predicted model, not a curated record. Gene Ontology annotation, cellular component: membrane.